UCAAACAAACAGUGGAACGGAACCGAAGCCGGUGCGGGGAGUUUAGUUGCCGGCAUUACAUCGGAAUCUCAAAAGCAUAAGCAGCGGGUUACUACUUCCUAUUAAGUGUAGAUGGCGGUCUUUCUAGGAAUUGUUUGUCCUCCUCCCUAUACACUUCUCUCUAUCGCCCGUUCCACCCGCCAAUUUUCCUUCACCAAUAACAAGUCAAUCUUAAUAUCAAAGCAAGGGGUUUCUCAAUUCAAACGCGUCCUCACAGCUUCUCUUCACUCUAGUACUGCAAGUUCUCAAACUGGAACUGAGGUAUCUACACACAAAUCUGAAAUAAUAUUUAUAGGAACAGGAACAAGUGAAGGAAUUCCACGUGUGAGCUGCCUCACUAAUCCCUUGAAGACAUGCCCUGUGUGCGCAAAAGCUAAUGAACCGGGUAACAGAAAUAGGAGACUGAACACCGGCAUCCUUAUUCGUCACACCAGGCCCUCUGGAAACUGUAACAUCCUUAUCGAUGUUGGCAAGUUCUUCUACCAUAGUGCUCUGAGAUGGUUUCCUGCAUAUGGGUAAGUCUCUUGCACUUGGCCUCAUCUAUUACUUUGUGAAUGUAUGUGAUGACUGAUAUUAUCUGUGUUAAGUGGAUAAACUUCAUCAGCUACUAGUAUGAAACAGCAAAAGAAUCUUUUUGCAUAAAGGGUUAAGGCUACAUGCGUCAACCUCCUAGAUUCCAGUCUUGGGUGACUCAUUCUUCUGCUUUUUGUUAGGAGUACUUCAUUUUGGACCUUGUUGGGAAAGUAGAUAGGUAGGAUCUUUAUAGCAAAAGCUUCACCCUUAGAACCGACACAUGUUAUAGAUA
This is a messenger RNA of Nicotiana attenuata, 844 nucleotides long. Its product is annotated as putative hydrolase C777.06c. The record is from RefSeq and is a predicted model, not a curated record. Bases 112 to 558 code for a protein of 148 amino acids. The transcript has 4 exons. Lineage: Eukaryota; Viridiplantae; Streptophyta; Magnoliopsida; Solanales; Solanaceae.